AUGGGAGAGAUUUGGUUGCACCAACGUUGGCAGAAGAGACACUGCUGCAAAAGGAAGAGCCCGAGGAGCUCAAAGUUUCUGAAUUGGCUCCAGAAAAUCUGGAUGCUGGUGAAACGGAAGAAGAAAUCAAAGAAUCUUUUGAAAAGGUGUCUAAAUCUGAUUCUCAAAGCUCAGAAGUUGUUUCGGGAGAUGAGACGACCUGCUUAUCAGACGCUCCAUGAAGGUAUAUCAAACGAGCAACUUCAAUUACCAUCUUCUACGCUGGUGCCUGAGGAAAAGGAGAUAAAAAUUUCUGAACGUAAGCAUGAAACUACAACCCAAGACAAGAAUAAAGAAGAUGGGAGCACAGAGAAAAAUGAAGUUCCAGCUGAUGAAAACACUAGAGAUUUAUUUGUUGCUGUAACUUCUGAAGAAGAGACAUUCUUGCAAAAGGAAGAGCCUAGAGAGUUUAAAGCUUAUGAGUUGGCUCUGGAGAAGCUACAUGCUGGUGAAACUGAAGAAAUCAAAGAAACUUUGGAAACAAUCUCUAUAUCUAAUUCUCAAUGCAUUGAUACAGUUUCCAAAGAUGAUAUUGUUGCUGAUCAAACUCUUGUUGGGGCAUCUUAUACUUCACUUCCCAAGGAAAAGGAGCAUGAGGCAGGUGAAAAUGAAGUGCCAGCUGAUGAAAAUGGGGGAGAUUUAAUUUCUGCAAGGUCAGUCGAAGAGACAAUCUUGCAAAAGGAAGAGCCCGGGGAGCUCAAAGUUUCUGAAUUGGCUCCGGAAGAGCUGAAUGCUGGUGAAACUGAAGAAGAAAUCAAGAAAACUCCUGAAAGAGUGUCUAAACCUGAAUCUCCAAGCACUGAUGUAGUCUUGAGAGAUGAGGCCAUUUCUGAACAGACGCUCCACGAAGGAAUAUCAACAGAGAAACUUCAAAUACCGUCUUCUGUAUUGCUUCCUGAGGAAAAGGAGAUCAAAGCUUCGGAAGAGCUUGGAACUACAUUCUCUGACAAGAAUAUAGAAGACACCUCGAGCAAUUUGCAAAUGCAAGAUGAUGAGAACACAAAAGCUAUAAGCACAGCGAAAGAGACAAGCUUGAUAAAGGAAGAGCCGAGGGAACUCAAAGCUUCUGAUUUUGAGCUUCACCUUACUCAAGAAGUACCAAGGGAAAGUUCAAAUGAAGAGAUCAUGGAGGAUGAGAAACUUCCAGAAGAGUCGGAGCCAGAUUCUGUCAGAGAAGAGAGCCAUCAUGAAAACAAAGCAAAAGCUGAAAAACAAGGAGAGCAGACCGAUGAACAUCAGAACAAGUUGUCCGAGGUAGAUGAAAAGGGAAUUCCAGUGAGAAGUACGAAAGACAGCUCACAUUUGAAGACUUAAGUAUCAAGGAGCAUGACCCAUGUUUUGUGGAGGAUAAGACAAUACAAGACGGCUUUCCAGAAGAAGAGAAGAGAGUUGAGGAGGCAGCUUUUGAAUUUGACCUCAAAAAUCAAGAAGAUGAAAUAAACUCAAAGAGCAGCAUAACAGAAGAAACCGAAAUCGAAAAGGACUUAAAGAAUUCUCCAAUUGUCGAAACUUCACAAGAGGUUGAAGCAAAGGAUACUAAGUCAACCAAUGAUACAUGCGUUGCUCCGGAAAUCAAAGAAAGAAUACAAGUGGGUACGCACUCGCCUGAGGAGAAAGAACCAACAGCGAUUUCCAAAGAACAGAAAAUUGAGGAAGACGAAGAAGAAGAGCACGAAAGUUCCGAUGAGGUGAAAGUGGAUGAAGAGAAAGGAGAAAAAGAACACAAAACCGGAGAGCCAGGAUAUGAUUCCCCCAUCAUGGUAGAAGCCUCAAGAGAUGCUGAUGUCAAUGUGAAGGUGGUUUCACAUAAGAAGUCUAACCACAUUCUUUCGGGUAUCAAGCAUUCGAUUUCCAAGGUGAAGAAAGCCAUCACUGGUAAGUCUUCUCAUUCAAAGACAAAGUCAGAAAAAUGAAGGGAAACAAAAUGCAAGGAUCCAGAUGGAUUCCAGCGGUUGAAGAAUUGGGAGCUUUAACGAAUUUUGUGGGUGUGCUAGCUUGUUCCAAGUUCCGAUUGUUUUUGACGACAUUGGAGAGGUUUGAGUGUGUAGUGUGUGAUUGUGCAGCUUGAAUAAGUUCAUAUUCAUUGAUUUGUAGAGUGAGCUAAAUGUUUGCAGGACUGUAAAUUUGUAAUUUGUGUACAGUGUAGGGCGAUUGUAUAUGUUUCUCACUUCGGCUUUUUGAGUGAAAAGUGAAAGUUUUCAACAUCUA
Pyrus x bretschneideri (Chinese white pear) is the source of this 2247-nucleotide messenger RNA. RefSeq names its product neurofilament medium polypeptide. The transcript is spliced from 4 exons. The record is from RefSeq and is a predicted model, not a curated record. Bases 1 to 1353 code for a protein of 450 amino acids. Lineage: Eukaryota; Viridiplantae; Streptophyta; Magnoliopsida; Rosales; Rosaceae.